AUGGGAAUCGGUGAACUAACCAAUUUCCAAACAUUGACAAAUUUUGUUGUCAGUCAAGACAAUGGCCGUAAGAUAAGGGAGAUGGAGAAUUUGUCUAAUCUUAAGGGUGGACUUGUUAUUUCAGAAUUGCAGAAUGUUGUCAAAGCUCAAGAUGCAUGGGUGGCUGGGUUAUGUUAUAAGUCGAACCUUCGUGAUUUAGCUUUAGAGUGGAGUUAUAAUUUCGCCGGAGAAGAAAUUCACAAGGACAUCUUGGAUUCACUCCAACCUCCUAAAAUGCUUGAAAGGCUUACCAUCGAAUGUUAUGGAGGUGAAACAUUCCCAAAUUGGUUCGGAGAUCCUUCAUUUGGAAAGCUAUCGAUUCUGGAUCUGUAUUACUGUCCAAAUUGCACAUUAUUACCAGCUGUUGGAAGAUUAACGUCGCUAAAAUCGCUUUCUAUCCGGAGGAUGAGUAAGGUUAAAAAAGUGGGUGCUAAUAUUUUUGGAAAGGAUCUAUCGAUUAAUGCAUUUCCGUCACUAGAGAGAUUACGUUUUCAGGACAUGCCAGAAUGGGAGGAAUGGGAUCCCUGUGAAGUUGAUGAAAAUGUAAGGAGUUUCCAACACCUUCAUGAGCUCAUCAUUUCAAAUUGCCCCAAGUUGUUAGGAAGUUUACCUAAUCGUCUUCCUUCCUUGAAGAAGCUGAAGAUUAAUUUGUGUCAACAGCUGAGAAGUCUACCUAGUUGUCUUCCUUCAUUGGAGAGACUUGUGAUUCAAGAAUGUGAGAAGUUGGUAGUUUCACUCUCAAGCCUUCCAAAGUUGUCUGACUUGGAAAUUAAUGGGUGCCAAGAGGUGUCGUCUACAAGUUGUGCAAAUUCUGGCUCAUUCAUUGAAAGAGUCUCUCUUUCAGACAUUUCAAAAUUCACUUCUCCAAUGGAGGGGAUGAUGUUAGGGUUGAUAAAAGCUGAACGUCUUUUUAUAUAUGUGGAUGUGAGGAGCUAA
This is a messenger RNA of Durio zibethinus, 975 nucleotides long. NCBI's taxonomy places the organism in Eukaryota, Viridiplantae, Streptophyta, Magnoliopsida, Malvales, Malvaceae. The record is from RefSeq and is a predicted model, not a curated record.